Molecule: messenger RNA, 997 nt
Organism: Euleptes europaea (tarantolino)
Lineage: Eukaryota; Metazoa; Chordata; Lepidosauria; Squamata; Sphaerodactylidae
Product: MARVEL domain-containing protein 3-like
Exons: 3
Coding region: 23-997 (324 amino acids)
Cellular component (GO): membrane
Source: RefSeq, a predicted model, not a curated record
UUGCUUCAGGAAGGCAAGCAAGAUGUCUCGUUCGGAGAGACCUCAUGGUGAUAAAGAUUACAGGCGCAGAGAGACCCCCGCAGCUAGCAGAUAUAGUGAAGAAAGAAGUAGGAAACCAUAUCCAUCCAAUGGAAGGGCAUUGCAAGGACCACUCUAUCCUGAGCAUUCAAGACCUCCCACCGUUUUUGCGGACUCUCUCCCCAAAUACCCGGCUCCAAGUCACAUGUCUUCUGAACCCUCCCCACAAUUCUAUCCUCCCAAAGAGACUUUUUCUGAGAAAUGCUCCAACCUGUGCUCAAGAAGAGGAAUCUUGCAGUUUGUGGAAAUCCUCGUCAGCAUCUUAGUGCUGAUCUGUGUCGGAGCAUCUCAGGCCUCCAUUGCGGGUUUCAGCGCCAUGGGAGGCUUCGGGUCCUUCAGCAUUGAUUCAGCCUACAGUCCCUUUGAAGGGACGGAGCUCAAAGAGGUGCGAGAUCUGGACAUGCAGUACAGCCAGAUGAGAGCCCCAUGUGUGUACGGAGGGGUGGCCUUCAGCCUGAUUAUGGUGGCCCUCACCCUCCUCUUCCUCAUCACUGGAGGAAAGCCAAUCCACCGCCUUUCAGUCCGGUUGCUUGUUGCUGAAGGCAUCUUCGACGUCCUGGCUUGCCUCGGGUACGUAGUGGCUGUUGGCCUCUACCUCCAUUUUGUCAUACAGAUCAACUCAACCGACGUGUGCAAGAGGAGAGAGAGAAUCUACGCAAGACGAGGGUACACGUCGAUGAACUGCGAAGUACAAGGUGGAGACGCGGCCGUGGCGCUCUUUGGCCUUGUGGCUGCGUGCCUGUAUUUCCCAAGUGCUGUGGUCUGCAUCCUAAGCAUCCGAAGCGUACAGGAUUUUAAGAGGGAGGUGGCCAAGACUCAGUACAACCUGGAAAGAAACUACAGGGAAGAAGACCUUCACAGCACCUACAAGAGUCCAGAAAGUGGCCAGACCGCCAAGACCUUUGCCACGCUAGUGUAG